GAUAUUUUUUUUUCUGUUAACCGACAAUUCUCACAGUUAGGGGGUUAGUUCGGAAGUAGUGCGCAACGGGAAUACCGUUGCUGCGUGCGUCCGGAUACAGUAAGUAACAAAACUGCGAAAUCACUCUCGGCGACAAGCGAAGGUUGUGGUCGGGUUAUCAAACGAGCCAUCAAAGAGCACGGUUACAAAAGUAUCUGUUUGUCCGGUUUGUUUACAUACUGGUUUUUCUCUUCUGUCUACUCAAUCAGUUCUGUAAAUCAGAACUUGUUACUUUUAAGUCUAUCUUUGAGGUUGCUUUGACUGUCAUUAAUUGUUAAAGACCGUCUUUGUUCUGCGCAGCAAACUACAAUGGAAUUGGCUUUUCGCGCGUGACGUCACUGGACAUUGUUUAUCGGCCAAUCAGGAUCGGGAAUUUAUUGAUUUCAAUUAAUAGGAUCUGCCCCCGCGUCAAUCAAUGAAUGAUUAGCAAGUCACUCGCAGCUACACACCAAACUUAAUUCCAUUAGAAAAUGCGGCGAAUAAGUGGCAAAUUAUGAAAGUCUCUACAACGUCCGACGCUUUAAGUCGAGCUCGGCAAUUGCCAAUGCAUGCUCUGUGUGUCACGCUAUCUGAAGUGAUGUGAGAUUAUUUAUAGUCGGGAUACGUAUUCAUGGUUCUGAACGCUUGCGAAAGCGACAGUCUAACAGAACCGGUGGAGAGGGUUUCGCCAUCUUGCAGAACGGUAACCCAAUCUCCAAGAGCCAUGAACGAGUCAAUCCAAAGCGCAAGAGGGCAACGUAGAUACCGUACAACACGUCCCUACGAAGAUGACGUCGAGCGAAGCGACGACGAACCGAGGAUAGGCUCGCCGACUUCGAUGAAUAUACACAGUGAGCCUGCCGAAGGCUUGGGCGAAAUGUCUCCGAGGGUUGAUAGCGACGGGUCUUCUUCGUCUGGGGCUAAAAAGAAAGGACUUCAGAAGCUUGCUUCGGGAGCCAUUGCUAACAUCGGAUCGGUUUUUAGGGGGGGUACUACUGGUGGUGAGUCAGAGGGGCGAAGUGACUUAAGUGCGGGUAGAGCGUCUAGGAAUACAUCGAAGGGCUCGUCUAAUAGUUCUGAUUUCACUGUCGACUCUGAUUCAGGGAUGCAGGAGAAGCUGUCACCGCCUUCCAACAAGGAGAAAUUUUUUCAGAAGGGCUGGCGAAAUCGGCUGAAGGUCAUUCCCAACGCAGGCAAUGCCCUGUGGAUUCCUCAGGAUAACUUCAGCUGGUGCUCUGUGGAAGGACGCAGACUUCAGCUAACAGACACUCAACUUUCAGCUCUGUCCGAACCGGAGUGUGUUGCUCUUCAAAGAGUCGCUCAAACUCGGUUAAAGCAAUUGGAUUUUAAAAGUCACGUUACAAUACCUAAAGAUCCACGAAAUCCUAGGAAGUCUUUAAAGCGAGCACUGUCAUGGAAAAAAGGAAACUCAGGAUCAAGUUUACUUGACAAAGACAAAGAAAAUGGUGUAUUUGCAAUACCCCUUCACAGAGCUGUCUCCACACAAAACCCCCCAGAUUCCAGUGAACUAAAAAAAUCACAAAAGAAUAUCAAAGAGGGAACACCAUCAAUAUCAUCAACUGGAACCCAAGAAGCAUCUGAUGACUCUGGGGUGAGAAGACACUCAUCUGGAUCCAGCAUUUCUCAAAGUUCCAGGUCAUCUGUGGAAAAUUCAAAUUCAAAUACUGAUGAAAAGACUUCCUCCCAAAAAGACCAACCUCUAGAAUCGCCGAGUUGGAAAUCACGACUUAUUGAAGCAUUGACACUCCUGUCUUCAUCUGCAUCUGCAUCAUGUUUAAUGGAUAAACAGUCAGUGCUAAGUCCCCUGCAACCUCAAGUUCCACCAAUUGUCUUGAAUGCUAUUGAGCACCUUCACUGUUAUGGUCUUCAUGUCCUAGGAAUAUUCAGAGUCGGAGGUUCUAAGAAGCGAAUGAAACAAAUGAGAGAUCAGUUUGAUUCUGGAGAAAAAACAAAGUUCACAGAUGAAGACAACCCACAUGAUGUGGCGGCAUUAUUCAAAGAAUACUUCAGAGACCUUCCAGAGCCAUUGCUUACUCGUGACUUGUACUCUGCCUUCCUAGAAACCCAAACCUUCGAUAAUCCAAGUAUGCAAAUCUCAGCUCUUCGACUUCUUUGCUGUCUUCUACCAGCACCAAACAGAGACACAUUAAAGGUACUCCUGGAAUUUCUCUCUGAGGUAGCGCAAUGGGCAGAAGACAGCAUCGACGACAAAGGCAAAGAGAUUCCUGGAAACAAAAUGAACUCCAGAAACUUAGCCAUUAUAAUUGGCCCGAAUAUUUUACACAAGGUAAAAGGGCAACAUCACGACUUUCUUGUAGAAGACAAGGCCCGUGCAGAUGAAAGGAAGGAGAUAAUUGAUGUGGUGCAAGACAUGAUUGAACAUCACGACGAGUUGUUUCAGAUUUCAGCAGAAAUGCAUCAUGACGCACUGAUUCAUCUUUUGGACAAUGAACCGGAACUACUGGAUUUAAUUUUAAGAAGAAGGUUAUUGAGAACACACGGAGUGAGCUCUGAAACGGAAGACGACCCUUUCAUUUACGAAGAAAGUGGUAAGGCAGAGACGCCAAUAAGAGGACGCGUCAUGUCCGCUGGGGCGGCAGAACGUCCCGUAACACGUUUUCCGAACGCGUCUGGUUCGCGUUCUUUCAACGACUCAAACUGGCGCACGAGACAACAUCCUUCACCGCGCACAGUGACACGCAGUAGUAGUGACAGAUCAAAUCACAGUGCUGCAUUUCCAAAUCGUAGUUAUUCUUUUAAUCAAGACGAUGCCAGGUAUCACCGAGAACACAUGUUCGGGCGGCAGAUGUCCUCUUCCGACGAUUACGCGUCGACGAUGAGUUACAAUUCAAAUUAUAGACAAAACAAACGAAAGACACCGCCGCUGGUAAGACCUACGUGCAGAUACGAAGGAUCAGCUUUUGAGCAACCUCCGUCUCCUGCUCUUUCUUCAGGGUCGACUUCAGUUUCUUAUUCAAACUAUUCCACACCUCCUUCAUCUCCUUCAUCUACUGCUUUCGUUUCUGCGGAAUCCACUUCUUCAUCACCAAUCCCAGUCCGGGCCUACGUAGCUGACGAUGGACAUUUGAUAAAAGAAUGGACCACCUUGCAAACUGAAAUUGAAGUCGAAUUGGCCCGGGACAGAAACAAGGAGUUCACUCAUAAUCAGCCUUUUGAUUCUAGAACGUUUAGCCUUUCAGACUGGCAGCUGGAGAAUUGGUUCCAGUGGGAAUCAAAAACUCAGCAAAACAGCAGCCAGAAAGACUUUCUUGAGCAGGAAACUCUAGUGUAGGAAUUCCACGGUAACUGCUUUAUUUUUAGUGCUUGAAUAGUAAAAGAGUUCAGUUUAUUUAAACAGUCGAGUAGAGCAGACAGUCGAGGAGAGCAGACACCAUUUUCGUCGACUCAUAAAAUUUCAGUGCCCUUCAUCAAUCAAAAUAAGAGGAGGUACGUCAUACAUAUGGAUAUGUAAGCCUACCUAUACCACUGACCAGUGCAGUGAACGCAAUCAAUUCAAAACAACCGGAAGUUUACUGUCAUCUGGUCUUUGUUCCCUCAACUAAUAAUAUCUCAACACUAGAGUUAGAAAUAGAGGUUUUUACUGUUAACAAAGCGGAGGAUAUCGCGAGAGAAGCAUUUAUUUAUGUAAAAAAAAUAUAUUAAUUAGAAAACGAGUGCCUUUUCUAUAUUCUACAUCUGGAUAGAAGAAAUGAAAAUAUCAUACAAAUCUACACUACGUGUAGACGCUAAGAGUAAAACCGACUUUGGUGAAUUCCUUCCUGUUGUUGAAGGUGUAUAUACGUAAUAAAGCAAGUUUGAGAACGCACAUAACACAAGGCCGGUGAGAGUAGUAAUAUACCCAGGGCUCCUACGGCCAGGAGCCGGAGAGUAUCUGGGUACUAGUAGUCUCGAGAGAUGCAUACAACCGGCCAAAGUAAAGCUAGAAAUGUAAGAUUGGCAACGUGUACUUAAUUUAAGCUUCGGGAGAUGGCGAAAGAUCUUCGGUGAAGAUUACGUGGAAAAUUUUCGUUCUUAUCUUCGGUUUGAUCUCGUUCAUGCGACAAUUUUUUUCGUAACAUUGACUGAUUUUAAAGUGCGAUUGUCAUAACAAAAAUACGUUAAGUCUAAUUAAAUUAGCAUGCUUCGCAUUAGAAUGUGGUAUUUUCAGAAAUGUUUUAUUUGCAUGACUAUUUUGUUGUUAAUGCAUAUCGUUAGAAUAGCGCGUACAUUCCCCCCCAAUUAAUCCUUUUCGGGCCCGUAAAUUUUUUCUACCGCUGAAAAAUUCUCCCUAAAUAUUGUAGCUUAUAAAAA
This is a messenger RNA of Stylophora pistillata, 4350 nucleotides long. RefSeq names its product rho GTPase-activating protein 6. The record is from RefSeq and is a predicted model, not a curated record. Lineage: Eukaryota; Metazoa; Cnidaria; Anthozoa; Scleractinia; Pocilloporidae. Gene Ontology annotation, biological process: signal transduction.